GGAGCGAGGGAGGUGUGUAACAAUUUCCUGUAGUUGCGCUCUGAUCUGCGUUUCUGCACCUUCCUCUCUGAGUCUGUUUCUGUCAGGGCGAAGAGCACAGACGAAGCUGAGCGGAACAGGAUGCAGGCUAUCAAAUGUGUGGUCGUGGGAGAUGGAGCUGUGGGAAAAACAUGUCUCCUCAUCAGCUACACAACCAAUGCCUUCCCCGGGGAGUACAUUCCAACUGUAUUUGACAACUACUCAGCUAAUGUGAUGGUGGACAGCAAACCGGUCAACCUGGGCCUCUGGGAUACAGCUGGACAGGAAGACUACGACAGGCUCCGCCCACUCUCCUACCCACAGACGGAUGUUUUCCUGAUCUGUUUCUCCCUGGUGAGCCCAGCGUCCUACGAGAACGUCAGAGCUAAGUGGUACCCGGAGGUUCGCCACCACUGCCCCUCCACACCCAUCAUCCUGGUGGGCACCAAGCUGGAUCUGAGGGACGAGAAGGAUACCAUUGAGAAGCUGAAGGAAAAAAAGCUUGCACCAAUCACGUACCCUCAGGGCCUGGCUCUCGCAAAGGAGAUAGACGCUGUGAAGUACCUGGAGUGCUCGGCUUUGACCCAGCGUGGUCUGAAGACUGUGUUUGACGAGGCCAUCCGUGCAGUGCUCUGCCCCCAGCCCACCAAGGUCAAGAAGAAGCCCUGCUCACUGCUGUAAAUGAUUCUUCCAGGACCAGAGAGAAGACAGAAAGACAUUCAGCCUGCUGAACCCGGCUUAUAAGAAGAACAUCUGAAAGUUCUGUAACCUUUCUAAUCGAAAACUAAAACUAGAUUUACACUAGUUUAAAAAAAAUUACAUUUGCAAUUAUAAAAUAGUACAAUACUUUGUGUACAGCACACUCUGAGACUGAAUUUUAAAGUGCAUUAUAUACGCAGCACCAUAAAGAAUUUCUCUGUAAAAUAGACCAUCUCAUUAGGCUGAAUCACUCGAUCUGGAGGCAACAGAUCCAGUUCACACACAGGUCCCAGUUCUCACACUAUAGAUUCGUCAUGCCAGCUUUAUCCAGUGCACCUGCACGCAUCUCACCACUUGGGGCAAAGAAUACAUAUAGGUGUCAUGUGCAGCUUAAGAUAAUGAUAAUAUUUGUUGCUGAGUGAAACCAUGGCGUUGCAGUGAGAUUAGCUCAUAAUGCGUUAUGGCUGUUGUUGCGAGGGUGAUGAACAAUGAUUAAGAAAAAGGAUCAGGAAUGUAGUUUUGAAUGAACAGGAAGCCGAACAAUGUUGUGUUUCAACAAAUUUUUAACAAGUGUAUUCUUUGUUGUCAUAUAAAAAUAAAAGUUCUUUCAUC
This is a messenger RNA of Toxotes jaculatrix (banded archerfish), 1329 nucleotides long. RefSeq names its product Rac family small GTPase 2 (gene rac2). Gene Ontology annotation, molecular function: GTP binding; GTPase activity. Gene Ontology annotation, biological process: small GTPase-mediated signal transduction. NCBI's taxonomy places the organism in Eukaryota, Metazoa, Chordata, Actinopteri, Toxotidae. The coding region runs from base 121 to 699 and encodes 192 amino acids. The transcript is spliced from 7 exons. The record is from RefSeq and is a predicted model, not a curated record.